CGGCAAGACACGUGGGCAGUAGUGGACACACCACCAGGCCAGGACACAGUUACAGGUAUUCAAGUAAAUGGACCUGCAACCAUGGAGAAACCAACUCUGCAGCACAUUGUCGAUGAGGAGGCCCUCCUGCAGCUGAUGAAGAACUGCCCAAUGUGCAACAGAAAGUGUCACUGUAGAAAACACACUCAAGGUCCUUACUUCAUAGUCUACCAGAGCUGUUACUUCUGCCAUUAUCAACGCAAGUGGGCCAACCAGCCUGAAGCUAGAAAUAUGAACAUUUGUAAGGCACACACACAGCCCAAGAGGAAACUUCAGCCAAAGGACAAAGUGUGUGGAAACACCAAGGCUCAGUGAUCACAGCUUAAGAAGACAAGCAUUUCUAAAUCCUCAGUCUGAGUCUCAUGACCCAGUAGAGACCUGAGGGGUCAACUCUCUUAGAUACGACUGCAUUCGUCACCAAAUCAGAUUCAUGUCAGUCAGUGUCAGAUGUGCCUUAAGGUAGAUAUUAUUUUGCAGAUGCUUGAUGAUGACAAACAAUUCUGUAAAGUUUCCGCUUUAGUUUCAGCCCACAGAAGAUACAUUUAGAGUGAGGCAAAAAAGAGGAGACAAGUAUAGUUUUUCUCUGAUAAACAAUGUGGUACGGUGCCAUUAGGUUGUGGAAAUGAGCAUUUUGAACACAGAUUACAAUAUUUAAACAAAGGGAACCAUUGGGGAUGUCCCCAUCAAGUGCUCACAGGUCAUUUAAUAUAGAGUCCCGAUCCAAUACUUCUUUUUUUCUUAGAUAAUACUGUUGCACACUGCACAUUUCAAGUAUGCUGUAUUAAAGUUAUUAAAAUCAACCUACUGUAUUCCUGUGAUACAGUGUACUGCCUGCAGUAAAACACCAUGCUGACCACCAUAGAUGACAGCAAGAUACAAGACACUAAGCUUAAAUGAAAUGUGUGCAUAUAAAUUAGGUAAAUAAUAUAAAUUUAAAUUCAAGUCUCUUUCAUCCAUGCUACACAGAGCACAGUGGAGGAGAGACAGACAACAAAGAGUUGGUAAAUUAGUGAUAGCUGCACUUGUUGCAUUGCGUGUGACAGCUUGAGUAAAUCAAAGGAUUGGAUCAGACUCAUAUAGCUUAAUAUAGCAAAUACCGAUCAGUUGAUUGGGGCAUCCCGAUUAGGCACAAUCCUGCAGCUCUACAUACAGGCUUACAUGUCAGUGUGUCUAAGCAUGAGUGAAAGAUCCAUGUGGUGAAUAUACAAGUUUUAACCUACUUGAUGGAGCUUUCCUGGGGGGCUCCUGCCCUCUACGACCAGGUGUAUUUUGUGUGUUGCGUUGUGACCUAUGCUGGACCUUCGUUCUAGCAGGGGAUGGUCUGGGCGAUUGGGCAACAUCCCCCAGUAUGGCCUCUCUGUACUGUCGCUCCUACAGACAAAGACACACACAGCAAACUGUUAGUAAACUGGGACAAAUUGUUUAACAGUCACAAGCACUCAGUAUUUCACUUUAAUAUGUUCUAUUUUGCCAUUUUCCCUCCAAGCUGAAUGCUUACUGUUGAUGUUAAUAUGCUCAUAUUGUUGCAAAUCAGUCAGUCAUUUUAUACAAAUGUAUGUCAACUUUUGGGUUAUGUUGGUUUUAACAGAUUAGAGAAAAGUUCUGUUUGACUUUUUUGUAGAACAUACCCACAAAUGAGGGGCAAUUUAUAUUUUUAUUUGAAUUCAUAUUUGUGAUAUGUCCUAAAGUAUUUACAGUGUUCUGUUAAUACAUUAAAACUGAACAAAUGUGCAUUUACAUUUAGUGCUGUUGUACAGGUGGAUAUGAUUACAGUUCUCACUUCUAUUAUUUCACGGUUGUGACUAAUUAUUUAUCUCAUUGUGAAGUAAACUGAUCAUGACUUACGGCUUCCUGAGCUUUGAGGCGUGCCUUGUCUAGAUCUA
This is a messenger RNA of Morone saxatilis (striped sea-bass), 1922 nucleotides long. RefSeq lists its product as uncharacterized. NCBI's taxonomy places the organism in Eukaryota, Metazoa, Chordata, Actinopteri, Moronidae. The record is from RefSeq and is a predicted model, not a curated record.